AUGCCUGGAACACUGCAUGUGUCGCCGCAUCCGGAUCGCACUCACAUCUACUGGGAUCUCUACGAAUGGCUCAACGCGAACAUCCCGAAAGAGACACGUGUGUACAUGAUGCCGCCACGCAUGAUUGUCUUCUGUCCAAGUAUGCUGCCGGACACCAACAAGUCAUACCUUCCAAAAGCUCUUUUCGUCGGUGCUGUUAAUGUCAACAAGCGCUUCGAGCAUGUCUACGCAUACCGAACCCACGAAGGGAGGAUAGUCUUUUUCCGAGACUGCACCCUGCUCGAGCUUGAGUUCUUCGACGACAUAAGCUGGAACAAGCCGUUCACACACGUGCAACAGUGGGGUGGGGAUCACUUAAGGAAGAUCAAGGCUUUAUGUUCCUACUACUAUGCCACCUCCAAACAAACCGACCGUUUCGUCGAGAUUGGCGGCAUCUCACGCGCCAAGUUGUAUAAUAUAGGCAUCUGCGCAAGCCGUGAAAGAGAAGGAACAACGUCGCCAUGUCCGGUCCCCCAAAUGGGUGAGGACCUGCGCGGGCGAUGA
Messenger RNA from Parastagonospora nodorum SN15, 543 nucleotides. RefSeq lists its product as hypothetical. The transcript has a single exon. The record is from RefSeq and is a predicted model, not a curated record. The coding region runs from base 1 to 543 and encodes 180 amino acids. Lineage: Eukaryota; Fungi; Ascomycota; Dothideomycetes; Pleosporales; Phaeosphaeriaceae.